Molecule: messenger RNA, 690 nt
Organism: Trematosphaeria pertusa
Lineage: Eukaryota; Fungi; Ascomycota; Dothideomycetes; Pleosporales; Trematosphaeriaceae
Product: kinase-like protein
Exons: 1
Biological process (GO): protein phosphorylation
Molecular function (GO): protein kinase activity; ATP binding
Source: RefSeq, a predicted model, not a curated record
AGCAAUCCCUGGACCUGGUCCACCGCCCCCUUGAAGAUCGACCAAAGCCGCAUCGUUCCCUUCUUCGACCCUUCCUCCAUGACCCCAGCACUAAUGCAGCAACACCCCACCCACUACUAUGUCAAGCAGCCCAACUACCUCUCCCACGGCACGGCGCUCUUCCGCGGCUUCGCCCCCGUGCUAACCCUCUCCCGCGAAAUCGCCACCUGCGAGCUGCUCCGCGCGUACCCGCAUCCAAACAUCUGCUUCUACCACGGCGUGCAGCUGGACAGGUACAGCCGCAUCUCCGGCCUAGUCUUCGACCGCUACGACACGAACCUGCACGAGUACGUGCGGCAGGGGCACCGCUUCGACGCGGCCGCGUGUCUCGCGGACAUCGAGCACGGCAUCGACCACAUGCACCGCCUGGGCCUCGUGCACUGCGACGUCAAGCCGUCCAAUAUCUUCGUCGACGUCGCGAACCAGCGCUUCGUGCUCGGCGACUUCGACUCCACGCACCGCCGCGGCCAGCACAUCGAUAUGAAGUGGGGCACGCCGGGGUGGUCGGACGAGCGGUUCGUGGAGGCGCAGCGCGAGGUGGACUUUUAUGGGCUGGGUAUGGUGAGGUAUUGGCUGCAGAAUAAGGGGUGGGGGGUGCCGGAGCCCGGGGAGAGCUAUGUGCGGACGAAGGAGUUGUUUGAUGGGGCGGAG